AAUGCAGGGCUCAAACUCACGACCUGUGCGAUCAUGACCUGAGCUGAAGUCGGUUGCCCAACCGACUAAGCCACCCAGGGACCCCGUAUCAGCCAAGUUUUUAGGGAGACACCAAGGAAUCUUGUUACAUCUGUCUUGGCUUAACCUUCCAGGUCAUAGGAGGGAUCGGAAGUCCUAUCAAUCUUACUGGUAAGUUACAGCUCUUUCCCCCACAUUUAUCAAAAUGCCCAUGUCAUUUAAGGAGUACCCAUAACACCUCAUGACUUAGCUACACGCACUUUCUUGUUCUAGCCAUCUGCAGCUGUUCCUACGGAAGCUGAUGGAUGUUUUGUGCUUUGGCAAUAUCUCAGCCCUAGGCCUGCUCCCCUGAGGCUGCUAGAAGGCUAUGCUCUGCAGAUGAUCCCAGUCACCUACUGGGCAGAAAGCCUGUAAUUCCAGGAUUGCUGUCAUAUGUCACCACCAUCAAGCAAUCCCACUGAUUUAGGACCCCUGCUAACUCAUUCACAUUUUUAAAAACAAAACCACCUAUACUCAUUCAUUCUAUUCACCCAUAGUUCAAGUAAGUCCCAUAUCAGUCUUGAUUGCCCUUCCCCUGGGAAAAGGCAGGUAGGCCAGACUUUGAACUUGCCACAGCUGGGUCCAUUCUUCUAGUGGGAUGAUCCGGAGCAGAUAACUGGAUGAGAGUCCAUCUGUACAAAAGGGGGAUCUGGGGCCAUUGUUAGAUCACAUAUGCUGAAGCAACUUCCCAAAGAAGGGAGCUAAGGGCCUUAUCCAAUUGCCUGCAACAUGAUAGACUGGUGCUUCUUUCCUAGACAAGUCUGAAAAGGGGUCAACACUAUUUCUGAAGACCUCACUAUUAGAAUUUUAUUUUGAUUACGGUGACCUCACUAAGCUAUUUUGGAAUCAAAGUGUGGCUAGGUGCCUGGUUUCCCUCAGUGGCUUCACGUGGCCUUCAAAGGGAAGGAGAGGGUGGUGCUUUUGGUAAAAUGGGUAAUAGCGUCCAAGCCAGUAACAUAAUCACUCAAAGUCCAAAUGAGGGAUCAGUAAAUACAACGUGCCUGAAAGGCAGGCCUUGAGCACAUUCCUCUGGUAGACAUUAACUUAUUACAUCGACCGUGGUUGCAAAUAUAAACUUUGCCCCCAUCUCACCUGGCAACCAUAAAAGUGGUGAAUUUGAGUCUAUAAAAGGAAGUGGGAACUGCCCCCGGAUUUCAGGCUCCAACAGCCUCCCUCUGUCAAGAUGUGGCAUCUCAAACUCUUUGCGGCGCUCAUGAUCUGCUUGCUGCUGUUGGACCAGGUAGAUGGCUCCCCCAUGCUGGAACCGAGUUCAACAAAGAGAAGGCCACGGAGAAUGACUCCAUUUUGGAGAGGGGUUUCCCUCAGGCCCAUCGGAUCCUCUUGCAGAGACGAUUCUGAGUGUAUCACGAGGCUGUGCAGCUGCUCGGCUUGGUCCCAAAUUUCGGUGGCAUAGAGGAAGUUGGACGUAACCUGAACAUAGCUGGCUGCCAUCUGGUGGAUCCUCUGUGGAAUGGUCACCGAAGAACCACUUGCUGAAGCACUACUGGCCCCAGAAGAAUAAUUUCCUGAAUUGCCUGGCGACAGCUUUGGAGAUACAGGGGAAGGCAUCCCAACAGCUUUGCUACACACAGAGAAACAGGAAACUUAUUCAUAUGAAUAUGGUGAAUGUGAUGAAACCAAUGUUCUACUGGCUCUUCUUCCAUGAAAGCUUUUAAAAUUUAAAGAUUCUUUUAAACCAGAAGAGUUCCCAGAGAAGUACAAUUCCUUCUAAGUAAGUACUUAGCUCACUAAAGCCCAUGGUGAACCAUC
Messenger RNA from Felis catus (domestic cat), 1827 nucleotides. It is a transcript of the gene LEAP2, whose product is annotated as liver enriched antimicrobial peptide 2. Bases 1241 to 1471 code for a protein of 76 amino acids. The transcript has 3 exons. NCBI's taxonomy places the organism in Eukaryota, Metazoa, Chordata, Mammalia, Carnivora, Felidae. Gene Ontology annotation, biological process: defense response to bacterium; antimicrobial humoral immune response mediated by antimicrobial peptide. The record is from RefSeq and is a predicted model, not a curated record.